GAAUCAUUUUAACUACUUAGAAAAAAAUGCUUACAACAAGUGUGAAAGAAAAGAUAAAAGAGUGAGGAAUCCAAGGCUCUCUCCCAAAGCAGAGAUGACAUAAGCUUUGCCCCCUUAAAAAUUGUCAAGCAUCAAAAGGUGGGAAUACCAGAUAACAUUCUAUCAAUUUUUAAUAAUAUCCAGUUCCACUUCCAAUUCCUCUAUACCUCUCAAUCUUCUACCAUUUUCUUUCCCAAACUUGUCCACACUUUGUUCUUCAAUUUCCCUUUUAAAUACCCAACUACCCCCCAUUUCUUCAAGCCUCUUUAUCACACGAAAUUUUCCUUCCAAAACUUCCCUCUUUGUCUGUGCAAAUGAUUUUCAAGAACGAAGAAGAAUUAGUACCAAAUGAAAUCUCGGACAGCAACAACCAAGACGCCGAGUCGAAAACAAGCUGUCAUGAGGAAAACGAUGAAAACAGAGUAGCCGAUGAAGAUGAUAAUAACUUGGGAGAGUGGUUGAGCUUAGGUAUCAAUGAAAAUAAGGCUUUUUCAGUUGGGGAUAACUGUGAUCCCCAUUCAAAGCCAACAACAAGUAACAAGGUUUUUUCAUGCAAUUUUUGCAUGAGGAAGUUCUAUAGCUCACAAGCUUUGGGUGGUCAUCAAAAUGCACAUAAGAGAGAACGAGGAGCUGCUAAAAGGUACCAAUCCCAUAGGAUGAUGAUGAUGACAACAAUGGGAUUUCCGUUCAAUUCCGCGACGACGAGUAGUCGAUCACUCGGUGUUCAGCCUCAUUCCCUAGUUCACAAGUCCAGUAGUAGAGAAGGGUCUGCAAGGGUUGCAAGAUUUAAUGGUUCUUCAGCUCAUGCCAUGGCAGCAUGGACACCUUUCAUGGUUGAAGAAACAAUGGAUUUGAUAUGGCCUGGAAGUUUUCGUCUCCAAAAAAUGCCCAAACAGGAUUCUGAUGUGCAUAAACUGGACUUGAAUCUUAAGCUGUGAUUUUUAUGCUCCUUCUACUUUGUAGUUUGUAUUUCAAUCUGAAUUGUUUUUGUUUUUGUUUUUGUUUUUUUUUUUUUUUUUUUUUCAAUGUUAUAAUCCAAGUGGGAAAAAUAUAUAUUUAUAAUUAUAAACUUGGUGUAUGAGGUUUUAUUUGAAGAGAUCACUACCAGAAAAAAAACAUAAACACAGUUAAAUUGCUAACAGUUCGAUCAAUUUCUGUCCUAUAUCAAUAAUAUAUCAAUUUAAUUGCCAAGUUGUGCUUAAAUUAUAUUAUCAAUUUCGAAGCAAUUAUUAGAGAGGUUGGUCUUGCA
Molecule: messenger RNA, 1288 nt
Organism: Ziziphus jujuba (common jujube)
Lineage: Eukaryota; Viridiplantae; Streptophyta; Magnoliopsida; Rosales; Rhamnaceae
Product: zinc finger protein 7
Exons: 1
Coding region: 354-977 (207 amino acids)
Source: RefSeq, a predicted model, not a curated record